GUUCCUCCUUUCGCCAUUCCGGGGUGUCGCCGCACCACAGAGCGCACUGAGGGAGUCCUGCGAAGAGAGGCAGCCCAGUACGCUCCAGGCCUCUUCACACCUUCAUCCAGGCCACACGGUUCCCCAGCAUGCCCCAGAAGACAGGUAUCCGCUCAUUAUUUCCCCAGAGACCCGCCGCAGACCUCCCCAGCAGCCCCGUUUGAAAGAUUACGGCGACACCGAGGGAUGCUACUGCAGCAAACGCACCCCGCAACUGCAAACAUUCUCGACGUCUGCCCGAGGACCAGAUACAUUUGGUUGGCCCCUGACAGAAGCCCCCGAGGAUGUCCGACAGCGGUGCGAGCAUGAACUCCGACGAUCGGCCGGUUAAAACGGUCCCCUUCCCCCUGAGCCACAGGCUCUCCAUGAAGGAGGUGUUUGACUGUGAGGGGAAGCCCAGAGUAGAUCUGCUAAAAGCCCACCUCACCAAGGAGGGUCGUCUGGAGGAGGUGGUGGCCCUACGUAUCAUCAAUGAGGGAGCCGCCAUCCUGCGCCAGGAGAGGACCAUGCUGGAUAUAGAGGCCCCAGUCACAGUGUGUGGAGACGUCCACGGUCAGUUCUUUGACCUGAUGAAGCUGUUUGAGGUGGGCGGUUCCCCCGCGACGACACGCUACCUCUUCCUAGGGGACUACGUGGACCGGGGCUACUUCAGUAUUGAGUGUGUGUUGUAUCUGUGGUCGUUGAAAAUCCUCUACCCAAAGACGUUAUUUCUUCUACGGGGAAACCAUGAAUGUAGACACUUGACAGAAUAUUUCACUUUCAAAACAGAAUGUAAGAUAAAGUACUCUGAGCAGGUGUAUGACUCGUGUAUGGAUGCGUUUGACUGCUUGCCGCUGGCUGCUCUGAUGAACCAGCAGUUCCUGUGUGUCCAUGGAGGGCUCUCACCAGAGAUCCACACGCUUGACGACAUCAAAAAGCUGGACAGGUUCAAGGAGCCUCCAGCGUUCGGACCCAUGUGUGACCUGCUGUGGGCCGACCCACUGGAGGACUUUGGCAACGAGAAGACACAAGAAUACUUCGGCCACAACACCGUCAGGGGCUGCUCCUACUUCUACAGUUACCCUGCGGUGUGUGAGUUUCUACAGACCAACAACUUAUUGUCUGUCAUCAGAGCACAUGAAGCGCAGGAUUCUGGGUACCGGAUGUACAGAAAGAGUCAGACGACAGGCUUCCCCUCCCUCAUCACCAUCUUCUCAGCACCUAACUACCUGGACGUCUACAACAACAAAGCGGCGGUUCUGAAGUAUGAGAACAACGUGAUGAACAUCCGGCAGUUCAACUGUUCCCCUCAUCCCUACUGGCUGCCCAACUUCAUGGAUGUCUUCACCUGGUCCCUGCCCUUCGUUGGAGAGAAAGUGACAGAGAUGCUGGUGAAUGUUCUCAGUAUCUGUUCAGAUGAUGAGCUCAUGGAGAAUGACGGAGAGGAAGAGGUCUAUGAUGCCAAUGCAGCGGCAGCUAGGAAAGAGGUGAUCAGGAACAAGAUCCGUGCCAUAGGGAAGAUGGCCAAAAUGUUCCAAGUUUUACGGGAGGAGAGUGAGAACGUACUGACCCUGAAGGGACUGACACCCACUGGCAUGCUGCCCAGCGGAGUUCUGUCUGGAGGCAAGCAGACUCUGCAGAGCGCUACCAUUGAGGCCAUUGAAGCCAUCGAUCCUGUUGAGGACUCAGAAGCGAUCCGAGGCUUCUCUCCUCAACAUAAGAUCAAUAGCUUUGCGGAGGCCAAGGGUCUGGACCGGAUCAACGAGCGCAUGCCCCCUCGGCGUGACGCCGUCAACAGUGUGGGUGUCUCCAUGGGCCGCAUGAACAUGGGGGAGCCCAACGGCACCGACAACAACAGCAAUAUACAGUGAUGGACACACACACAUUUAUACAUAAACACUAAUAAACACACUUAUAUAUAAAGUACAUACCCACACAUACACACAUUUAUACAUAAACACUAAUACACACAGAUAUAAAGUACAUACCCACACAUACACACAUUUAUACAUAAACACUAAUACACACAGAUAUAAGGUACACACCCACACAUACACACAUUUGACUUACACACUUAAAGUAAAACACACUUACGGUAAACAUACUUAGACAUGCACUUAAACAAGGAUCAUACAGAACACACAGUCAACAUAUAGACCUACACGUACACAGUAAUGGUACACACACCAUCCUCCUCCCCCUCCCCUGGCCUGUUGCUCCCCAGCCCUUCUCUCUACCCGUUUGACAAGACUGUGCCAUGGAUGGAUCAGACCUCCUAUCGGAUAAACUGUGCUGCAGGUUCCAUCACUCCCUGACCUGGUCACACACUACUACAGACCCCUGACCUGACCACCUGACCACACUACACUACGGAACACUCUACUGGACGUUCUGGAACACUCCAAUGCAAAACAAAGAGAUAAUGUUCUGUUCUAAUUGUGUAGUGGGGCUGACUGGGGGACAGAUGUUACCUUUCUGUUAUGUUGGGGGCAGAGGGAGGGUGGGGCUGACUGGGGGACCGAUGUUACCUUUCUGUUAUGUUGGGG
Messenger RNA from Oncorhynchus mykiss (rainbow trout), 2564 nucleotides. The record is from RefSeq and is a predicted model, not a curated record. NCBI's taxonomy places the organism in Eukaryota, Metazoa, Chordata, Actinopteri, Salmoniformes, Salmonidae.